CCUCCACACCUCAGUGCCUUAUACUAGCCUUGAAUGGCCACAUUUGAGCUAUCCAAGUUGUGCCUCUGUACAACCUGUCCUUGAUGCUUUAGCAUUGCCCUUGAAGGAGCUCUUGUCACUAUAUUUGAGGCGGUAUUUCUGUACCAUUUCGUUGAUCUUCUUCCUAGUACUAUCUACACAGAAAUUACGCCUGCGGAAGGCACACCGCAGUAAAGAACAUGGCGACAUCCCAAGGACCGUAUCUUCUUAUACCCGGCUCUGCAGCUUUCUCCGACUUUCGACUCACCCGGCUUGCCCAGGCCAUAGGAGCUGUCGAGGUUAGGGCCGUCUGGGUGCAUUUCGUCAAUCCCAACAUAGACCUCGACGACAAGGAGCUUAGUACGCUGGAACAGCUGCUACAAUAUGGGGAUUCUCCUAGCGCCCAGGAUAAACUAUACCAGUUAUUGCUCGACGCGGUAUCCCGGAGCGGCGACCCACGGGAUCCCAAUACUGCACUAUUCUACGUCUGUCCGCGCGCAGGAACAAUCUCGCCAUGGAGCUCACAGGCUACUAGCAUAGCGCAUGUCUGCACUCUUGAGGGCAGUGUGAAGCGCAUCGAGCGUGGCAUGGUCAUUGCAGCAACAUUUGCGGAACCGUUGGACGCCGAAUUCAUCCCAAAACCCGACUCCCUCCACGACCGCAUGACGCAAACGAUUAGUCGCUCUCCACCAAACCUCAAUCUCAUAUUUGCUGAGCAUGAGCCCGCACCCGCAAAGAGAAUAAAUUUGGAGGAGACUGGGAGGACGCCACAGGAGGUGUUACAAAAGGCGAAUCGCGACCUUGGUCUUGCUCUCGAUGCAUCAGAGAUCGAGUAUCUGGUGGAAGCUUACACCCAUCAGCUCAAGAGAGGUCCGGUAGAUGUGGAACUGUUCAUGUUUGCUCAGGUCAAUUCCGAACAUUGUAGGCACAAACAGUUCAACGCGGAAUGGACUAUUGAUGGAAUACGAAAGCCGCGUACUCUUUUCGGAAUGAUACGAAAUACCCAUCAGAAACAUCCAAAGCAUGUUGUCAGUGCCUACAGUGACAACGCAGCAGUCCUUCAGGGAGAAAAUGCUAGUCUUUGGGCCCCAAGCCAUCUGACGGGAGAAUGGAAUCAAACUCGAGAAACCGUCCACAUCUUAGCCAAAGUUGAGACUCAUAACCAUCCCACCGCUGUGUCGCCAUUCCCUGGUGCCGCGACAGGAUCCGGUGGCGAAAUCAGAGACGAAGGUGCCGUUGGACGAGGAUCUAAGCCCAAGGCCGGUCUUUCGGGCUUCAGUGUUUCGGAUUUGCUCAUCCCAGGAUUCGAACAGCCUUGGGAGUUGAAAGAUGUAGGAAAGCCGUCACAUAUCGCCAGCAGCCUGGACAUUAUGCUUGAAGCUCCCAUUGGUAGUGCCGCUUUCAACAACGAGUUUGGACGGCCUUGCACCACUGGGUAUUUCCGCACGCUUCUUACCAAGGUUCCAACCAACGAGAAAGGAACCGAAAUUCGAGGCUAUCACAAACCAAUCAUGAUAGCCGGUGGUGUAGGGACAGUGCGUCCUCAGCACGCAAUAAAAGAAAAGAAUGUAGUCAAGGAGAAAUCUCACCUCAUUGUGAUUGGUGGCCCAGCAAUGUUGAUUGGUCUUGGUGGAGGUGCUGCAUCAAGUGUCCAAUCAGGGGAAGGAUCUGUUGAUCUGGACUUUGCCAGUGUGCAGAGAGGGAACGCAGAAGUUCAAAGACGAGCCCAAGAAGUCAUAAACACUUGUACUUCCAUGGGCAGCCAAAAUCCGAUUCUUUUCAUUCAUGACGUAGGCGCUGGUGGUCUCUCAAACGCAUUGCCCGAGCUUGCUCACGACUCUGGUUUUGGUGCAACGUUCGAGCUAAGAGAAGUCGACAACGCGGACAAGAGCAUGAGUCCUUUGCAAAUAUGGUGCUGCGAAGCUCAAGAGCGAUACGUCCUGGCCGUUGCGCCGGACACUUUGGACCUAUUUAAACGUAUUUGUAAGAGGGAGCGCUGUGGAUAUUCUGUUGUUGGAACAGCUGAAGGAGGCACAUCAGAAAGCGAGCAGCGUCUGGUGCUCAUGGACCGGGAUUCGAAGGAUGUUCCUAAACCUAUCGACCUGCCUAUGUCUACGCUUUUUGGGAAGCCGCCAAAGAUGACAAGAAUCGUAGACUCCAGGAAAUUACAACUGCCUGUAUUCAACAGUAGUCUCUCCGUCUACCUCCCAAACGUAUCCAAGGAUGGGCUGCUUAAGGAGGCCGUAAGUAGAGUGCUUGCUCUCCCGUCCGUCGGCUCAAAGUCAUUCCUCAUUACUAUUGGUGAUAGGACUGUCGGCGGCUUGACCGUUCGAGACCAAAUGGUUGGACCAUGGCAAGUUCCAGUUGCAGAUGCCUCUGUCACCGCGACAUCCUUGCUCCCAGGAGUGAAGACUGGUGAAGUUAUGGCCAUGGGCGAGAAACCCAGCCUGGCGCUUAUUUCUCCAGCAGCAUCAGCACGUAUGGCCGUAGCCGAGUCCUUACUCAACAUCGCGGCUGCAAGCAUCUCCGACAGACUGGCUCGCAUUCGGCUAUCGGCAAACUGGAUGGCUGCGAGUAGUCAUCCUGGCGAAGGGGCAGCAUUAUACGAAGCUGUCGAAGCUAUAGGAAUGGAUCUUUGUCCACGACUCGGUAUCAGUAUUCCGGUUGGGAAGGAUUCAAUGUCAAUGAAGAUGAAGUGGAACGAUAGUGCUUCCAAGGCACCAAGAGAAGUAACGGCACCGAUGUCUCUCGUCAUCUCUGCAUUUGCGCCGGUAGAAAGGACAGAUCGUACUUGGACUCCUGCUUUAGAGCGACGAGAAGAUGUGGGAGAGACCGUCUUGGUGUUCGUCGACCUCGCUGGGGCAAAGAAGGCUCUGGGUGGCUCAUCGCUUGCUCAAGUCUUCGGCCAGGUUGGAGACGAAGCGCCUGACGUCCGAGAGAUUGAUGUUUUGAAAGACUACUACGACGCCAUCGAGGACCUACAUGAGUCUGGCAUCGUCCUCGCAUAUCACGAUAGGUCUGAUGGAGGUCUCUUCACUACUCUGGUUGAGAUGAUGUUCGCUGGACGUUGCGGACUAGAGAUCAUGCUAGACAAGAUAUGCCGGUCUACCGAUACUAAAGAUGUGAUGGAAACCCUGUUCAACGAGGAACUUGGGGCCGUCUUCCAAAUUCGCGCCAAGGACUUUACGGAGUUCAAGUCGUGCUUUGCUACAUGUGGACCACCCCCUGGAAUGGUAGAGAAGAUCGGAAGGAUUCCAGACGCCUCUAAACAAGAAAUAUCAUUCCGGCAUGGUAUCGAUGUUGUUUUCCGUGCCUCCCGACAAGAGCUUCAGCAAAGAUGGGCAUCCACUUCACAUCAACUACAACGUCUGAGAGACAACCCCGCGUGUGCGGACACCGAAUUUAACAACAUCAAGGACAGCUUGGACCCUGGUAUCCGGUACAAGCUGACAUAUAAUCCUAAAGAGAAUAUCCUUCCUUUCACAGCAUCACUAUCAUCAGCUUUCACCUCCAAACCUCGCGUAGCCAUCCUCCGAGAGGAAGGCGUCAACGGCCAAGCCGAGAUGGCCUUCGCCUUCAACGUCGCCGGCUUCUCCGCCGUCGACGUCCACAUGACCGACAUCCUCACCGAACGUGUCUCGCUUGCCGGCUUCGUCGGCCUGGCAGCCUGCGGCGGCUUCUCCUACGGCGACGUCCUGGGCGCCGGCCAAGGCUGGGCCAAGAGCGUGCUCCUGCACCCCAAAGCGCGGAAGGAAUUCCAAGACUUCUUCGAGCGCAAAGACACCUUCACGCUGGGCGUCUGCAACGGCUGCCAGUUCCUCUCCAAGCUCAAAGCGCUCAUCCCCGGUGCGCAGAACUGGCCCUCAUUCGAACGCAACGCGAGCGAGCAGUACGAAGCGCGCGUUUGCAUGGUCGAGGUCAUGGACCCGCCGGGCCAGACGCCGUCGGUGUUUCUGCAUGGCAUGCAUGGCUCGUACCUCCCGAUCGUCACGGCGCAUGGCGAGGGCCGCGCGACGUUCCCGCCGGCGACGGUGUCGGCGGCGACGGCGGAGACGUUGUCGGAGCAGGGCUUGGUCUCGAUGAGAUAUGUGGAUAAUUAUCUCACGCCCACUGAACGAUAUCCAUUUAAUCCGAAUGGGAGUCCGCAGGGUAUCACGGGUGUGAGGACGCCGGAUGGGAGGGUGCUGGCGCUGAUGCCGCAUCCGGAGCGCACGAUUUUGAGGGAGGUGGCGAGCUAUGUGCCAAGGGGGAAAACGGAGGAGUGGGGGGAGUUUGGGCCAUGGGUUAGGAUUUUCAAGAGUGCGAGACGGUGGGUGGGUUAGGCAUGGGGUGUGGAUGUUUUGGGAAAUGGAGUCGACGUUGGAAAAGCUCUAGAUCGGAGGGGAGAUACGCUUGCUUUAUUGAAAAGACUAUUUAUGGGAUCUAUCAAUCUUUGUACCA
This is a messenger RNA of Mytilinidion resinicola, 4458 nucleotides long. Its product is annotated as phosphoribosylformylglycinamidine synthase. Gene Ontology annotation, biological process: 'de novo' IMP biosynthetic process. The transcript has a single exon. The record is from RefSeq and is a predicted model, not a curated record. Gene Ontology annotation, molecular function: phosphoribosylformylglycinamidine synthase activity. Bases 219 to 4340 code for a protein of 1373 amino acids. NCBI's taxonomy places the organism in Eukaryota, Fungi, Ascomycota, Dothideomycetes, Mytilinidiales, Mytilinidiaceae.